AUGUCGGUCGCGCAACUUUCACGGUUGCUCCCUUUACCAGAGGAAGAAUUGAAGCAAGUCUUGGACUACGCAGCCACUCUAUCCAAGGCAGAGGCUGUGGAGCACUUUGGCAACCUGCUUGGUGACACUCCUGACGCCAUUGAUUUCAUAUCAUCCUUCAACUCGCGACGCCAGGAACCCAAGGCUGCUGCAUCACAAUCGCGCUCGCAGUCUCAUUCGCAGACACAGUCGCCGUCACACUCAGAUAUCGAUGCAGUGCCCAAGCAUGCCAGGGCACCAAAGAAGAAGAAGGCAAAUCUGCAUACACCUGCACCUCGACAGGUAGCCAGCCUUGGCCCAACCCCCGGUACCGCCUACAGCAAGAAAAAUAUUCAGGAUGACUAUAUUUCACGGAAACCGAGUCCAGGAACGAGCUCGAAUGCUUUUCCACUUCCUGGAGCCUCAAGGCCGCCGCCCAAAUCGGCUACUCCACCACCACCCAAGUUGCCUCCCUCGGCAGCAGGUCACCUGAUAUCAGAGGCGCCCAGAGCCAAGCCCAAGUCCACCCCAGGCUCUCGGUCAUCAACGCCGGCACCAAAGACCAAGGUCAACAUCUCUGGCGGAACCGCUAUGCAUGGUGCAUCAACCGCCUUGUCUGACUUGGACGCUGCCAUCCGCGCACUAGAGAUGACCACCAAUCCAACCAGGGAUACAGACGAUGCUGCAAGAAAAUGCAAUUGUGUUGCCGCACGUCACCCUCUUCUCGCUGCUGCGCCAAAUUGUCUUCAGUGUGGCAAGGUUGUCUGUUUGAAAGAAGGCUUGGGGCCCUGUACCUUCUGUGGUACUCCAAUCCUCAGCUCUACCGAAGUACAGUCCAUGAUCCAUGAAUUGAAGCAAGAGCGCGGUCGUGAGAGAAUGGCAGCCGACAAGGAAGCGCAUAAAAAGGCAGAAGUCUCAAAGAAACCAGCACCAUUCUCCAAGCCAAGAGAGGUAACAGGAAAUCUGAGUGAGGCCGAGGCGAAAGCAAAGGAACAUCGCGAUAGGCUACUAGGAUUCCAGGCCCAAAAUGCACAGCGAACCACUGUCAGAGAUGAGGCUUCCGACUUUGAUGUAACAGGAGCAAGCAUGUGGGCAAGUCCCGAGGAGCGAGCUCGUGAGCUCAAGCGACAACAAAAGUUGAUGCGGGAGAUGGAGUGGAAUGCAAGACCAGAAUACGAGAAACGGAAACAGGUGGUCAGCAUUGAUAUCGUCAAGGGCAAAGUGGUACGCAAAAUUGCAGCUAUGGAACGACCGGAUAGUCCAGAGGAUGACGUUGAGAUUCCAUCGGCGCCGGUGCUCGAGGUGACCAGUGGCAACAGGGGUAAAAACGGAGGCGCCUUUUCGAGGAACCCUCUCCUUGGGGGUCUCAUUAAACCCGUCUUUGACGCAAAGGGUAAGGGUGCAGAGUUAGAAGGCCGUCAAAGCCAAAAGACAAAGUGGCGGAAGGUCCAAGAUGAUCUCGAUAAUAAUGAGGGCGUGAUUCUUGACGGAGGUGCAUACGGCGGUCCUUCUGCCAACGAACAAGCUACAACUGGCGAUGAGCCUGCGUGUGGCUAG
Pestalotiopsis fici W106-1 is the source of this 1575-nucleotide messenger RNA. RefSeq lists its product as uncharacterized. Gene Ontology annotation, molecular function: zinc ion binding. The coding region runs from base 1 to 1575 and encodes 524 amino acids. Gene Ontology annotation, cellular component: nucleus. The transcript has a single exon. NCBI's taxonomy places the organism in Eukaryota, Fungi, Ascomycota, Sordariomycetes, Amphisphaeriales, Sporocadaceae. Gene Ontology annotation, biological process: regulation of DNA-templated transcription. The record is from RefSeq and is a predicted model, not a curated record.